Messenger RNA from Tetrahymena thermophila SB210, 1908 nucleotides. RefSeq names its product peptidyl-prolyl cis-trans isomerase, cyclophilin-type protein. Gene Ontology annotation, biological process: protein folding; protein peptidyl-prolyl isomerization. Lineage: Eukaryota; Ciliophora; Oligohymenophorea; Hymenostomatida; Tetrahymenidae. The record is from RefSeq and is a predicted model, not a curated record. The transcript has 6 exons. Gene Ontology annotation, molecular function: peptidyl-prolyl cis-trans isomerase activity; protein binding.
AUGAGUGACAGCGAAGAAAGCAAAGUUUCUUAAAACGAAAAAAAAUAAUAGCUUAUCAAAUAAAAUUAGUAAAGAAAAUAAAACUUAGAAAGCGCAGAUGUUGGUCCUUCUGUUAAGUUAUUAAAAAAUAUUGAUAUUGUUGAUGUGCUAUUAAAAAAUGUUCCAAGUGGAGAAAUGUAUGAAAAAAGUUACAUGCAUAGGGAGGUUGUUAAUAUGAUUAUAGGAGCUCCUAAAAACGAUACGAUUAUCACAAUUAGUGUAGACGGACAUGUCAAAUUUUGGAGAAAAAUUUAUCAACUAAUUGAACAAAUCAAAUACUUUAGAUGUCAUAAAGGUCCAGUAACAGGAGCAUGUAUUUCUUUGAGUUAAGAUUCUCUUAUUACUGUUUGUGCUUCUGACUAAACCAUGAAGAAAUUCGAUUUACUGAGCACUGAUUUAAAUAACUUUUAGAAAUUCGAUUUUAGACCUGCCACUUGCUAAUUUGUUUAGUUAGAUGACAGAGAAACAACAUACUUAUGUGUGAGUGAUUUCGAUAGUGGAAAAAUUAAUGUUUAUGAUGAUGUCAAUGAAGAAAAAUUAAAUUUGGUAAAGACUCUUGAAAUACAUUCUAAUUCAGUUAGGUUCUUGUUCUUUAAUAAAGAAUACGAUUGCUGUGUUAGCAUUGAUAAAGGAGGAUUUAUUGAAAUUUGGGACCCAAAGACUUUUGAUUUUCCUGAGAAUAGUAAGUUCAAGUUCAGCUCUAAGCUUUAAACAGAUUAUUUCGAGUUAUUGAAGAAGUAAGUUGUACCCUUAGGAGCUUGUUUGUCUAACAAUGGCUAAUAUUUAGCUAUUUACGGCAGUGAUAAGCAAAUUCGUAUUUUUAAUUUUAAGACAGGCAAAAUAAUUCACACUAUUGAUGAAAGUGACAAGCGUAUUUAAGAAAUUUAAGAUAAUGAUUAAGAUCCAGAAUACAAAUUGCAUAAGUUAGAUAAAUUUGCUUUCAGUAGACGUAUGGCUACAGAGAGAGAAACCGAAAAAAUAUUUGAUCCUACAAAUUUGGAAGCCAAUAGCAUUUCCCUUUAAUUUGACGAAAACAACGAAAUGUUAGUUUACCCAACACUGGUUGGUAUUAAAUACUACUCUUUGUCUAAAGCAAAAAUAGUCUAAGUUUAAGGUAAAAACGAACAAGAACGCUUUCUUAAAUUAUUCCUCUAUCAAGGUAAGCCCAUGAAAAAUCCAAGCAACACUGGUGGUUCUUAAAAGCUUGCAUCAGACCCUCUACUCAUAGCUUCUGCAUUCAAGAAAAAUCGUUUCUAUUUGUUUUCAGGUAGAGAACCUGAAGAUUAGCAAGAUAAGAUUUUAUCAAGAGAUGUAUUAAAUGAGCGUCCUUCAAAAGAAGAACAAUAAAUGGCAUCCUAACUUCUAAGUUAGCAACAAGAAAAGAAAAAUAACUCAACAGCUAGCUCCGCAAGAAUAGAAACCACAUAAGGUGACAUUGAAGUAGAGCUCUAUGAUAAAUUAGUACCAAAGACAGUAGAAAACUUUGUAACUCAUUCUAAAAAUGGCUACUAUAAUAAUCUCAUUUUCCAUAGAGUUAUACCUAAUUUCAUGAUUCAAACAGGUUGUCCUAAAGGUGAUGGAACAGGAGGAGAGUCAAUUUGGGGUGGCGAGUUUGAAGAUGAGUUUCAUCCUAAGCUUAAGCAUGAUAAAGCAGGCACUCUUUCUAUGGCAAAUGCUGGUCCAAAUACAAAUGGAUCCUAAUUUUUCAUAACAUGCAAUCCAACUGAGUGGUUGGAUAAUAAGCACACUGUUUUUGGAAGAGUUACAAAAGGAAUGGAUAUUGUUUAAUAAAUUGCUACAGCAAAAAAAGAUAAAUUUGAUAGACCUUUAAAAGAUAUAAAAAUUAGAACUAUUGUGAUUAUAUCCUGA